CAAUGRGAAAAUUAGCGGGUGCGAAUAGAAGCAAACCGCCCCCUAUAUAAAUCUGGUGGCAGCUUUCAAUUUCUCAAAUUGGAAAAAAAGAACAAGGGAAAUGGUUAACGAAUCUUCUUACCACGAAUCCUCGAAUUCAGGAGUUUUGGUGCGCAAUGAGAAGCGGAAUUGGGCGGUUUCUCCGUCUGAUGUUGUUUAUCAUUUUGGAACCAGUGGGCUCUCCGUCGCGGUCGCCACCGCCGUUACUCACCCUUUAGAUGUACUUAAAGUUAGGUUGCAAAUGCAACUUGUGGGGCAGAGAGGACCUUUGACUGGAAUGGGACGACUGUUUGUGCAACUGUUGAAUAAUGAAGGGCCAAGGUCUUUGUAUUUGGGGUUGUCACCAGCGCUGACAAGAUCAGUUCUCUAUGGAGGUCUUCGUUUAGGCUUAUACGAACCGUCAAAGUAUGCUUACGAUUUGCUUUUUGGGUCUACUAAUAUCUUUGUUAAAAUCGGAUCUGGAGCAAUUUCUGGUKCAGUGGCAACCGCUCUCACCAAUCCAGUCGAAGUUCUCAAGGUCCGAUUACAAAUGAAUCCAAAUUCGACCGGAGGACCUAUCAAAGAAAUGUCCAGAAUAGUAACCGAGGAGGGACUAAAAGCUCUUUGGAAGGGGGUUGGCCCUGCUAUGGCCAGAGCAGGUGCUUUGACAGCAUCUCAGCUGGCAACAUAUGACGAAUCUAAGCAGGUUUUGGUUAAGUGGACACCCUUACAAGAAGGAUUUCCUCUGCAUCUCAUCUCAAGUGCAGUAGCAGGCGUGGUGAGUACUCUCAUGACAACACCUAUUGACAUGAUUAAAACACGUCUUAUGUUACAACGAGAGUCUAAAAAAGCUGGAAACUACAAGAAUGGACUUCAUUGCGCAUAUCAGGUUAUGCUAACUGAAGGGCCUCUUGCACUUUACAAAGGGGGGCUAGCCAUUUUUGCAAGAUUGGGUCCACAAACCACAAUCACAUUCAUAGUCUGCGAGAAGUUACGCCAGCUUGCAGGAUUAAAUGCAAUCUAGAUGUGAUAAAUGUGCARUUACAAGCAGACACGUUAAACCAACUAUAUUGACUGAGAGCACCAAAUUGCAAAUAAAGCCCCAAGUGAGAACAUUUAAUUUCUUUUUCACCCCCACAACAACMGAUGAACCCUSGUAUUACGACCUUACUUGAACAGGAUCUGUUCUAUARGUUGUACAUUUACUGUUGAACCGUCGUAUUGUUUCUUUACUCAUCCCCUCCCAACUGGGUCUUAGCUUAGAGGCCCUUCUCUCACCAUAUUAUGUUUAUAGGUCACCCCAGUACAGCCACAKGUAGUAGAUAAMAAGGGAUUUUAAAUUAUUAAACUUUCGUUACGGAGUUUGAAGUUAGUACUUUGGAGAAUAAUUUCCAGCCACCCGAGGUGGCGGGGGCUUCCACGUACAAGUAUUGUUUGCAUUCCUUGAAAAGGAUCGGGUCGGGUUGGUUUSGUUUGGUUUGAUUUUUAUAGUGUAUUGAGUUUCCUGUACUAUACAUUUCUUUUYUCUUUUCUGCUUGAGGCUCAUAUGAUUUGUGAAAACUUGUCUCUUAGUUGACCCAGGCUGAAUUGGACUUAAUUUUGGUUUUGAGGGGGCAUAUUGAAUUGGCACUCCUUGCUUUGCUUCCCUUCAUUUACAAUUUUAGGUGCAACCAACCCCAAGUUGUGUGUAAUUGACUUCAAAGGAAAUUGGACUCCAGCUAUCAUGACAGGUACUCUCUGUUAUCUAUUUCCAGCUUUUCCUCAA
Molecule: messenger RNA, 1783 nt
Organism: Momordica charantia (bitter melon)
Lineage: Eukaryota; Viridiplantae; Streptophyta; Magnoliopsida; Cucurbitales; Cucurbitaceae
Product: Mitochondrial substrate carrier family protein
Biological process (GO): transmembrane transport
Source: RefSeq, a predicted model, not a curated record